UUGAUACGCAGAAUCAUCUUAAAAUCUGAUAAAACCUCCUUAUCUACUUCUCUUCACCAAUCACUCACUUCUCUCAAACUUUUCGAACACAAACACAAAACUCUUAUUUGUCUUACAAAGAAGGUCUUGAUCUUGAACAAGGGAAGAAAACUCUUAUCUGUCUUCUAUUGUAGUUUCCUCUGAUAUUCAGAUUCUGCUUUUUUUUUUGAUAAAGAUGAAGAUACAGUGUGAUGUGUGUGAGAAAGCUCCGGCGACACUUAUAUGUUGUGCCGAUGAAGCUGCUCUGUGCGCUAAUUGUGACGUUGAGGUUCAUGCUGCUAAUAAGCUCGCUAGCAAACACCAACGCCUUUUUCUUGACUCUCUCUCAACUAAAUUCCCUCCUUGCGACAUCUGCCUUGAGAAGGCAGCUUUCAUAUUCUGUGUAGAGGAUAGAGCUCUUCUCUGCAGAGACUGCGACGGGGCUACCCAUGCGCCAAAUACUCGCUCUGCUAAUCACCAGAGGUUCUUAGCCACUGGAAUCCGAGUUGCUCUGAGUUCCACUAGUUGCAGUCAAGAAGUGGAGAAGAAUCACUUUGACCCAGCUAACCAGCAGAAUGCAAAGCAGGUUCUCUCUAAACCGCAACCUCCACAAUCCCCUGCUCCAUCUCCUUUGUGGGCUAGCGAUGAAUUCUUCCGCUACUCUGAUGAUCUUGACUGCAGUAACAAGCAGAAAGAGCAGCUUGAUCUCGGAGAGCUGGAUUGGCUUGCAGAGAUGGGUUUCUUGGGUGACCAGCCUGAUCAAGAGGCUCUACCGGCAGCUGAAGUUCCGGAGCUUUCGUUUUCACAUUUGGCUCAUGCUCAUUCCUACAACAGAUCCAUGAAGUCCAAUGUUUCAAAUAAGAAGCCGAGGCUUGAGAUCCGUUACGAUGAUGAUGAAGAGCACUUCCUUGUCCCCGACCUAGGCUAAACUAUGGAUGAAACUAGUAAAGCUAUAUAUAGAGAACUUGAGCUUUAUAUAGAGAACUUGAUUUGUAUAUGUAACUACACACUCAUCUAUUGUCUAUGCUUUGCUUUCUCUAUGAUCUAGUUCGAACCAGUUAUAGGUA
Capsella rubella is the source of this 1085-nucleotide messenger RNA. RefSeq names its product B-box zinc finger protein 25. Gene Ontology annotation, molecular function: zinc ion binding. Bases 215 to 946 code for a protein of 243 amino acids. Gene Ontology annotation, cellular component: nucleus. The transcript has 3 exons. Gene Ontology annotation, biological process: photomorphogenesis; regulation of DNA-templated transcription. Lineage: Eukaryota; Viridiplantae; Streptophyta; Magnoliopsida; Brassicales; Brassicaceae. The record is from RefSeq and is a predicted model, not a curated record.